GACAGACCUACGCUUCAAAGGCUUCGCCCGACUAUGGUCGCACUGCGGUAAACCCAUCCCAUGCACCGCCCAUCCCUUUCUACAGCAUCCCACGUGAUACACCCCUUAGAGACAAACGAACAAGAAAACAGAGCCCACAAUAACACACACUCCUAAACAGGCGAAGAACUAUCCACCGAAAUGCCAGGCCCCAUAACCAAACUACUCAGCACCUGCUCAGGCCUCGUCCUAGACAUCGGCCCAGGCAGCGGUGAGCAACUUCGACACUUCACGCCCUCCCGCAUCACGGCUGCGUACGGCGCCGAGCCGGCCGCCGACCUGCACCCCAAGCUCAUCUCCACCGCGGAGAAGGUCGGGUUCGCAGGCGGUAAGUAUCAUGCGCUUUUGUGCGGCGCGGAACCGGAAUCGCUCAUCCCCGCGUUACACAAGAACGGGUUGCUUGCGACGGCCAAGAGCGGGACGGGAGGAGGAGCGGCGGGGAACAGCGCCGCCGGGAGCGAGGUCUUUGAUGAGAUAUGCAGCGUCCGGGUGCUCUGCGGCGUGCCGCGUCCGCGGGAGACGGUGAAGGGUUUGUAUGAGCUGUUGAAGCCAGGGGGGAGGCUGGUCGUGUGCGAGCAUGUGGUGAAUCAGAGGAGUGCGUUUGCGAGGGGGAUGCAGAUGCUGUAUAUGCUGCUUGGGUGGUCGUUCUUCAUGGGCGGGUGCGAGUUGCAGAGGGAUACGGAGAGGUUUCUCAGAGAGGCUGGGGAGUGGGAGAGGGUGGAGAUUGAACAGGUGGGGUCUAUGGAUACGAUUCCGUACAUUGUUGGGGAGUUGUUCAAAAAGGAAAGGUGAUACAGUAAUGCUUGGUUGAUCAGUACACUUGGUCACAAAUUGUACGGUGGGUUUGCUUAGUCCUUCAGUUGUUGAAUGUUCUACGGAGUACUGCGCAGGAAAUGAAGAUGGACCAGCGGGGUAUGACGAUUGCAAUUUGUAAACAGAAAAGUUCAAACAUGCCAGAGAAAAGGAAAAGGCAAUUGUGUUGAAUUGCAAAGUUGUGGUGGCGGAAGACUUGCUUCAGCCCAGGACCAAAAAAAGGAGGAUUAGGGCAUCGCUGAUAAUGAAAAGCCCCAUGAAGAACAUGUAGAAAAACACACCUGAGCGAAAAUCGCUCCCGGUGUUA
This is a messenger RNA of Aaosphaeria arxii CBS 175.79, 1159 nucleotides long. RefSeq lists its product as uncharacterized. NCBI's taxonomy places the organism in Eukaryota, Fungi, Ascomycota, Dothideomycetes, Pleosporales. The coding region runs from base 181 to 831 and encodes 216 amino acids. The transcript has a single exon. The record is from RefSeq and is a predicted model, not a curated record.